This is a messenger RNA of Bacillus rossius redtenbacheri, 2041 nucleotides long. RefSeq lists its product as uncharacterized. The transcript is spliced from 4 exons. Gene Ontology annotation, molecular function: nucleic acid binding. NCBI's taxonomy places the organism in Eukaryota, Metazoa, Arthropoda, Insecta, Phasmatodea, Bacillidae. The record is from RefSeq and is a predicted model, not a curated record. Bases 1351 to 2004 code for a protein of 217 amino acids.
UAAAAUUUUACAAAAAAAGUAACUAUCUAUGUACAAUAUUAUUAAUAUUAAUGAUCUCGCAUGUGUGUAAAUGAAACAGUGAGAGAAGUGGUGUGUUGGCAAUGAUUAGAACGAAAUAGUUCCAUAGCCAAAAUAUAUAUUUUUUGACUUUCCGCGUGUAUUUAAGAAUUUGUUUGGGUAUUUGUUAAGUUUGAACAUUUUUUUAAAUCUCUGGUGAAAUAAAAACGUUAUGUUAACGGUAAAAAAAUAUUACGUGCCGAAACCGUGGUCGCGCAUUAAUAAUGUUAAUAGUCACUUGUUUGUUUUCUCUUUCAGCCGUUUGUCUGCAGUCUGCACUCUUUACGCCAUAUUGCAGUGUGUUUUAAUAUAUUACUGACCGUGAAAUAACGUACAGUUUGUGUUUCAGGAUUUUGUGUUAAUAUUGUGUAUUUUAACUUUGUUAUAUUAUUUAUUAUCUACUAUUGUAAUGAUGGAAUUUGUUUUCGUUUUGAUAUUUUGUGUGGUUCUUGUGAUUGCUGUAAUGGUAAUUGGUUCCGGGAUGGGGAAAGCUACUUCUUCGCAGCGUCAGAUGGACAUCAUUAACGUCGCUCAGAACUUAUAUGUUUUAAUUAGGAAAGGCGACUUGAAGAAAUGUGACGUUACGCAGACGACCGCGUUUCUUCUCAACAUCGCAAAGUCAACUGUUCUCAAGUAAGUAGGCUUUUUUCGUUUUCAUGCACGUAAAAAAAAUAUCGACUGUGUCCUAAGUAUUGUCGGCCUGUGUUUUAACUCACGAGGUUUUUUGUGUUUUAUUUCCAAUUUAUAUUUUUUGGUGUGAGACAACACCGCCAUGUGGCGUCUCUGUUGAAAAGUUAACCUAAAAUCAUAUUAGGCCUACUCAGGUCCUAACAAUAACAAUAUAGGCACUUUCAAGUAUUUUUAUGGGUGUGAUACACGUUUGUUUAUAACGAUGUUUAUAAACUUUAUGAUAGGUUUAACUAUAACAUAAGGGAGUGAUUUUAUAAUUUGCAUUUAAUUAGUUUUUCAUCUGUUUGGGAGAUCACAAAAAAAAAUAAAAAAACACUUCAUUAAUUUCGUGGACAAAGUCUGUCAUGUUUCCAUUUAGUGACCACAAAGCAAAUAUUUGUGACAAAAUGCCAUAUUUGGAACACUGCCUAACUGCGUAUUGUGAACGGGUCCCCGGAAAAGUGUUAUGACAAAUGUUUUUUUUUUUUGGUUAGGUACUACAAGAAAGACAUUGAAGAAGUUUCAACACCAGGAAAAAAGAGGAAAAAAAGGCCACAGGAAGGAAAGUCACUUGACACAGUCGACGAUUUCACAGUAAAUGCAAUCAGGAAUGCAAUUUACAGGAUGUACGCUGAAGGUUUGAAUGUUACAGUUGACACCAUUUUGAAAGAAAUCAGGGAAAGACAAAUAGAUUAUUAUGGUGGAAGAUCAAGUCUUCAUAAAUUGUUAAAGAAGAUGGGAUUUUCAUGGACAACUGUUGAUGGACGAAAAGCUUUGAUAGAGAAUGAAAACAUAGUAUUGCAGCGAAUAGAUUUCUUGAGAAAGUAUAAAGAAGAAAAAGAAAGAGGUGCCAAUUUCAUAUUUGUUGAUGAAACAUGGAUUUUCCAGAGAGGAACUGUAUCAAAGUCAUGGCAGGACAAGAGUCUACAAUCUGCGAAGAGACGUACUGUUGGAGAUGGUAAAAGGUUUAUUGUUGUUAAUGCUGGAGGGCACACUGGCUUUGUGCCAGGAGCAGGAUUACUUUUUGUUUCUGGUCAGAAGACUGCAGACUACCAUGGCGAGAUGAAUGGGGAAACAUUCUUGAUGUGGUUUGAAGACAUGUUGGUGCAUCUUGAGGAACCCAGUGUCAUCAUAAAGGACAAUGCUUCAUAUCACAGCACCCAGAUGGGCGAGGUGUGUGGAUCACGUGGAGAAGCUAAUUCAAGCAGACUGGGAGAGAGAAGUCCACAUAGACAGCUGCACCAUUCCUCCACUCAUCAUCCACCUCGGCGAGGAUAGUUCAAGUGAAGACAGUGACAGCGAAGAAUUUGAGGUU